Messenger RNA from Xenia sp. Carnegie-2017, 1138 nucleotides. RefSeq lists its product as uncharacterized. The record is from RefSeq and is a predicted model, not a curated record. NCBI's taxonomy places the organism in Eukaryota, Metazoa, Cnidaria, Anthozoa, Malacalcyonacea, Xeniidae. The coding region runs from base 202 to 927 and encodes 241 amino acids. The transcript has 3 exons.
UGGUUAUUUAUUGCUUGUCCGUGAUGUCAAAAGACCUAGGGCGAGAACUUGGAAAAACGCCGGAUCUGACGUCACAUCGGGAACACGCUUUUCCCGAACAAAGAAAACACAUUAUAGUAUAUAAUACUACGGAUUCGAAAUUUAUUACAACUUGAGUCGAACAAAAAGUGUUUUAAAUUGUGCGCAUCAGGAAUAUUAAAAAUGGCCUCGAGCUCUUCUGAUUCCAUUGAAACACAAAAUGAAUCAGAUAAUGAUUCAAUGUUAAACUACAUGAUGGAAUCUGAAGAAAGUUUGAUUACCACGGAUAAUCAAAGUGACUCUCUUGAUGUCUCUGAACAGUCUAUUGAAUCACAAAUGCUGCCUUAUCAAGAUGAACCUGUUGCUGAUGAAGAAUGGGUUCAAAAUUAUCAUGACGGAUUACGUGAACGUCAAAAUUUGUUGGAAACUCUGCGUAGUAGAUUCAACAAUCGUGUGACUUUGGAGCAGUGGUGCAUUUGUGGUAAUUGCAGAACUAAUCUGCUUCAAAAUGAGAAAGAAAGUCAAUGUUGCCAAGAGCUCGACGAAUGCAUAGAGUCCUUAAAGAAUGAAAUGGUGCUGGAUGAAUUGAAAAUUGUCCCAAAAUGCAUUACACUUCAUCCAGCAUUCAAUUCAGUGUGUCUGGAUAUUUGGUCAUUAAGAAUGUCAGGCCCAAAAUUCAGAAAAAUAGAUGGAAGAAAAUAUGUGAAGCAUGAUGAUGAGAACAGAUAUUUGAGAAGUGUUGCAUAUCGAGAAUUUACCCAGCUGGUGCAUGGCUACUUAGGGAAUAAGCGGAUACAACUACCUGCUUGUGCCUAUCAUGCAAUAAGGACUCGAUUUGUGGGAAAAGAUUUUCAGGUUAUGAUGAUGAAGAAUUUGAGGAUAAAUAAUUUACUACUUAUAUGCCAAUGAUUCACCCUCAUUUUUGAUUCUUGUUUUAUGGACAGUCCAGGACCUGUUGGUGACCUUUCAUUGGUUUCCCACAAGUUUGACAGUGUGGGACGAGUUCUUGUUAUAUUAAUGGUAUUUUCUGACAUUGUUAAUGGGACUAAAAUAUUAUAAUUUUGAGAUUGUAAUAUUAGACAUCAUAACUGUAAGUAAUUAAUAAAGUAUGUUUUAGUCA